Lathyrus sativus (Indian pea) is the source of this 459-nucleotide messenger RNA. The record is from the annotation of a GenBank genome assembly. Lineage: Eukaryota; Viridiplantae; Streptophyta; Magnoliopsida; Fabales; Fabaceae.
AUGUCUUUGGUGGCAAACGAAGAAUUUCAGCACAUUCUGCGUGUGCUGAACUCCAACGUCGAUGGGAAGCAGAAGAUAAUGUUUGCAGUGACCUCCAUCAAGGGUAUUGGAAGACGAUUUGCUAACAUUUGCUGUAAGAAAGCUGAUAUUGACAUGAACAAGAGGGCUGGUGAGUUGAGUGCUGCAGAGUUGGAUAAUUUGAUGACAGUGGUUGCAAACCCUCGUCAAUUCAAGAUACCAGAUUGGUUCUUGAAUAGGAAGAAGGAUUACAAGGAUGGCAAAUUCUCUCAAGUUGUCUCCAAUCAUCAUGACAUGAAGUUGAGAGAUGAUUUGGAGAGACUCAAGAAAAUCAGAAACCACCGAGGUUUGAGGCAUUACUGGGGCCUUCGUGUUCGUGGUCAGCAUACCAAGACUACUGGACGCAGGGGAAAGACUGUUGGUGUCUCAAAGAAGCGAUAA